Molecule: messenger RNA, 4220 nt
Organism: Musa acuminata AAA Group (dessert banana)
Lineage: Eukaryota; Viridiplantae; Streptophyta; Magnoliopsida; Zingiberales; Musaceae
Exons: 5
Coding region: 764-3997 (1077 amino acids)
Source: RefSeq, a predicted model, not a curated record
UGUGCGAGUGAAGGUAGGAGCUGUGUAGAUAUCCAUUGGACUGUUCUGCCUUUGUCUCGUUAUGUUUCUUCUAUACCCCCACAGAAAGGCAAGGCAGGGAGGAGAGAAUCUCUGAGCCCAUAAAGAAGGAAAAGAUCUCAUUUCGAUCACUUCUCCCAACGCCCAAUAAAGGAUACUCACUGGAAAGUAGAAGAAACCAACCGAGAGAGAGAGAGAGAGAUGGUAAAGGCCGAGAAACAAAGGACAAGUUUCCGGUCACUGUAGUUCUUGGAAGGUCGUUCAUUCUUGUGAGACAUCUUUCUUUUAUCUCGGAUCUCUUGCCUGCCCCUUUCCUUGUGGCCCAAGGGAUCGAAACCCCCCGAUCUGCUGCUGCGUCUGGUGCUUAUGGCCUGUUCCAGAUGCCCAUUUUUUUUCCUUUAGUGCAUUUUGAUCCCAAAAGUUGCAUCUUUUUUGGGCCGAGUCUUCGCUGUUUCCAGUGGCGCGGCUAUCCCUUGUCUUGGCUCCUCGUCUCCUGAAUUGUUGCGGCAGCUUCGGGCGCUCGAACGGGUGGGACGCUCGGAAAGUUGCCGUUUUUCCAUGGCUGAAUGCUCGCGGCAACUUGGAUUUUCGAUGUUCUGCGUCCUGAUGCCGAAUUUGCUACGACGAUAUUCGCAAGAUGGAUGAGAGGGAGAGGCGAUGGUGGUUGAUUUUAACUAUUUCCCUUCUCCCUACCACAGAUUUCCCUUCUUGAUAACACUUGCUAAAGUUCCUGAGGGAGUAGGGAAUGGUGAUGAAAGUGCAGGGUAAAUAUUACCUUCCAGGAUAUAAUUCCAUGUGGGAAAUUAAAGAGGAUGCAAGAAAUAGUUGGUCUUGGUACUUUCAGGACAAGAAGUUUAGUGAGCAUCUCUACAACAAUCACGUACCAAAGUUGGUGGAUGGAUGCUCGGAACAUGAUAAAGGCAUGAUAAGGCGGACAAUGCUUGAACAUGAAGCCAUAUUUAGGAAGCAGGUCUAUGAGCUUCAUCGUCUGUAUAGAAUACAGAAAGACCUGAUGAAUCAGUUUCAAACUAGAGGGUAUUGUGGAUCUUUCACACCGGCAGAAGCAUCACACUCAAAUUCUUUUUCAUCUCAAAUGCAAUCUGAAUGUACUGAAAAGAUAUUACAGAUAUCUCACCUUCCUCUGGGAAACAGUGGCGACGGAAAGACACCUUUUGCAGGCACCGAGAGGUCCCAUUUUAGUUUCUCAAGGGAAGGGAAUGUUCGAUCUGAUCAUUUCCCAUCACUAAAUGGAGCUUCUCAAAAGGACACCGAGGCACUUGAAUACAAGCCUCUGAAGAAAAGAAGAUUUAACCUUCAACUUCCAGCUGAUGUAUAUAUAGACACUGAAGAUACUGAUGGAUCUGUGCAGACUAAAAUUGUUGAGUUAUCGCAUAGUGCUAGUAUUUUCAAGAAUGGAAAUUGCUCUCUCUAUUCUGAGAAUGAUGUGAAGCUCACUCUAGGUGGUGAUCAUAAAGAAGAACAUCAGAUACUGAAUUCACCAACACAAUUUGGUAUAUCAGCCUGCAGUGCAGUUGAUUUAAAUAAACCAAUAACAGAAAUAUGUUAUGAAACUCCAGCAAAAUCAGCUUCUAUUCAAUUACUUGGCUUCGAGACUCACAGCAAUAGGAAUCAAGAGCAUCUUUUAUCUCUGAGAUCAAAGACUAAUUUCAUAGAACGACAUGUCAAUCAACAGACUACUUCAGACCACUUGCAUAAGGAUGUACUCACAAAAAGAGAAUGGCCAUUAUUUAAUCAUGAAUCUGCGAACAAAGGGAGCACUGUGGAUUCUUUUUCUCAGACUUUCUAUGAUGAUAACGCUUCAACAUCAUCUGAAACUUUACAAUCAAACACUAAGAAAUGUCACGAAUUUUCUUUAUUCAACCAUAAUAACCAAGAGACAUGGUCUAGACAAGAGCCAAUUCACAAUAUCCAGGCAUCUCUAAGAGUCCCUCAUAUCACCUGCUCAAAUUUAUCGCUAGUGUCUCCCUCAACGCCUUCUACAAUGACAACUCCCAAGGCCGAUUUAAUCAGUUCUGCACCUUCAUUUGUUUCAUCUUGGAUAAAACCUGCCAUCAGCAUUAGCAACAGGCAAACCAUGGUUCAAGCACUUCCAUGCUUCAGCGUGUCAUCUAAUCUUCCUAAUGGGAGCCUGGGUUCCAAGAUAGAUGCUCAAGUCCCUGUUACUUGUCAAAAUUGGAAAAAUACUAAGAGCCUGUCCACAAGCCUAGGUUCGGAUAUUAGGGUGCCUCAUGCAAAUGGAUAUCACCAUGGUCUUCAUCUGGAGUCCAGUUCAGAACUACAUACAGAAAUUGCAGUUUGUAAGCCAGACAAGGUUGAUGAUGCCAAUAGAGAUCUUCGUUAUCAUUUGCCUGAAAACUACACAAAGCAUUUCAGUAGCAGAGAUUUGAAAACUCACCUGGACCUAAAUCAAGUAUUUCCAAGUGAUGUUGAAGAUAAGAUUACUUUCAGACAGGAUAGAGUCAUUUGUGAUGUUAAUGAUAAGGUGCCAGAGGAUCCAUCUUCAUUCAGAAACAAAGCAUCCUAUAAUGAGGCUGUUGACUUGAGAAAAUAUGAUUCGAGAGCAGAUUUUUGCUUUUCCAAUGGGCGUCGUCAGCUAAUUUCUAGCUCCAAUGUUGUUGCUCCUGGAGGUGAGAGGAAUGAAGGAAAAGAGCUGGAUUUCUCUCGAUGUACCAUGCCGGAAGUCACAUCAGCUUCACAGUUUAAGCAUUACAAAGUGCAGGGAAAUGAAGUUUCUGAUAACAAUGGGACAAUUAUUCUUGGUUUUCCUCUUCAUAAGACAACACAACAAAGCAGCAUAUCAGCUUCUCUUCGGCGUAUGGGAAAACAUUUAUCUGGUAAUACUAUUAAGAAAAAUGGCAACAUGAUCAUCGAUGACUUGUCCUGUGAUAUACAGGUGCUGAAUUCACAGGAUAAUAUCCAUAUUGGUGAUUCAAUCACCGAAAUUUGUAGUGGAAACAACAGGGAAAAUUUUAGGAAUCACAUUCGUCCCAAUGCUGAGUUUGCAUGUAGAGAUGAACCUAUACCUUCAAAGAUAUUACCUAGAGAUGAGAUAGUGGUUCAGUCAUCAUAUGCUAAAUCCAGUGUAGGUGCAAAAAUUGCUUCUAACAUUGAUUCGGAAGCAAACAUUUCUCAGGCUCAAAUGGCAAUGAUAAAGAAGUAUAAACACAUUCCAUCAAGCAAGAAAGAUGGUUCGGAGGAAAAGGAUUAUUCUGGUUUUACACUUGUUAGAUUGGCUGCAGAGAAUUUAGUUGCUAUCUCUAUGGGUUGCAGAGGUCAUCCAGAUGACACCAAUUCCCACCCGUCAUCCCUGCCUCGAUUUGACACUUUGUGUUGGUUUGCAGAUGUAGUAGCAUCAUGCAGAGCAGAAAACCCAAGGCUGCUGGGUGAUGGUGGAGAUGGCGGAACUCAAUCUUCAGAUGAUGAUGGUUUGGAUAUCUUUGAGGCAACGACACUAAAGCUCCAAGAAAUUAAGGUGGAUCGGUAUUGGUUGAGAUCAAAGGAACUUGAGAUCAAAGAUGAACAUGAAGGCAAACAAGACGUAGGUGCAGCUUCGUUGCUUUUCGCAAAACCUCGGCGUGGCCAGGCAAGAAAGAGAAGGCAGCGGCGAAGGGACUUCCAGAAAGAUAUUCUGCCAGGUCUUGCAUCACUGUCAAGGCAUGAAGUUACAGAGGAUCUCCAAACUAUUGGAGGGAUGAUGAAAGCAUCAGGUAGGCCUUGGCAGACAGAUCUAACAAGACGAAACAUUGGUCAAAGUGGAAUAAACUCCCAAACAAACAGGAGGAAGCAGCCUAGAAGUUUGUCCAUCACAUUUGAGGAGAUAGGGGUGAGCUCACUUCCACCAUCUCAACCGAGUAAUUCUGAAAUAACAAUAGAUAAAGUGGGUAUGAUCGGAUGGGGAAGGACGACAAGGCGAUGCCGUAGGCAGAGAUGCCUUCCUGUUAGUCUCGCUACUCAUUGAACCUGAAAAGGAGCACUACACAUGCAAAUGCUUGUUUUAUAGAGGAAUUCAGACUGGUUCCUUAAUGGUGCAAGUGGAAGGUACUAAAUAUUCAUGAAAUGUAGUUUUUUUAUAUGUUAUUAUUAGUUUUAAUUUGGGGUUGGUGACAGUCAAUAACAGCUUGUAAAUUCCAAAAUAUCGUUGCAUUACUACAUGAAACGAAAAAAAGAACAUUUGAUUGGUA